Molecule: messenger RNA, 952 nt
Organism: Trematosphaeria pertusa
Lineage: Eukaryota; Fungi; Ascomycota; Dothideomycetes; Pleosporales; Trematosphaeriaceae
Exons: 3
Coding region: 1-636 (211 amino acids)
Source: RefSeq, a predicted model, not a curated record
AUGGCUGGCUACCCCCAACUUGCUUCCCUGAUAGGCGCAUACCCCGAAGUAGCUACACUGCGCCGCUUCGGAGCCCUAAAUGCCCGGAAUCUUCCGCAUCCACAAGCAGAGCCGACAGUCCUCGAGGACAAGCUGCGCCAGUGCGAAAAGGCGGAUCGAGAAUCCCGCAAUGAGGAUCGAGCGAUAGACGGGUGCGAUUGGCAGACGCUUGCGGAGUCAGGCGAUGGGCCUACGGAAGGCGACCAAUGGGCUAUGUUCCUCAAGAUCAGGGAGAAACUGAACGAGUAUAGUGAGUAUCGCUGUUCUGGUGAUGCGAAACUUGUGUGCAAGGGCGGGCCUGACUGGUCGAAAGAUUCAGCCUUGUUGGUGCAGCAGAGGCUUGCCAGGUUCGAUCUGCCUAAUGCGCGCGAUCUCGGGUUCCUUGUAAAUUGGAUGAAGAGCAAUGUGUAUCUGCUUGGUCAGGACAGCGAUAUCUGGGAAAAGCCAGAAGUCGAAGACAUGGUCGCUUUGAAGACGAGGCCGGUUGGCGAUUUGGUAUCACGGUUUUUGACUGAUAGUAUCAUCCAUUGGUAUCAUAGGAUCAUUGGAAGGAAAAUCAAGAAACAAGGAUCGGUCAGGGAUCACCGCAUUGUUUAACACGAAUUUUUCUCCUGCUUUGGGCUUUAUGACCGGUGCAAAGCCCGUGGAAAUAUUCAGUGCGACGGCUGCGGACGACGAGCGCUUCGAUAGGGACGGUAUUGUAGGACGGGCGCGCUUUAGGCCGACUAUCGCUGCCUGAUAUGGUUGACGUGAAGGGGCCGUCGUGCAUGACCAUCAGCCCUGCGAAUUUGCCGAUUGCUGGGCCUGUUGCGCGGCUUGUUGCGCAGCCGCUCGUUGAGCUGCGCGAGCUGCGAGAGCCGCCUUGUCCUGGCGUUGUUUCUCUUCCAACGACGCAAUUUGAGCUUUGUCCGCU